This is a messenger RNA of Meloidogyne enterolobii, 1386 nucleotides long. Lineage: Eukaryota; Metazoa; Nematoda; Chromadorea; Rhabditida; Meloidogynidae. The record is from the annotation of a GenBank genome assembly.
AUGAUUUCAAAAAAUCAAAAUUCUCGGCUGACAGAAUUAUCUCAUUCCCUUCAACUUCUCGGUGCUAAAGUACGACAGGCUACCGAAGAAAUUGGUGGACUUAAACGGUUACAAACUCGAAUUGAUGAAAAUUGUUGUGAAUUUCAACGUGGAGUUGAAAGUCAAUUAGACCAAUUAGAAGAAUUAUUACGUUUAAGAAGACAACAAUUAAUUAAUUAUAUUAAAAACGAAAAGGAAAGAAGAAAAUUACAACUUUUAAAACAAAUUGGGCGGUCAACAGCUCAACUGGGGAAAGGAAGGGCUUUGAUUCAAUUUUGUAUUGAAAUAUUAAAAGAACCGGAACCUUUGGAUUAUUUACAGGCAAAUUUCUUGUUAAAUAGUUUUUAUGUGGAAGGAAGGGUUGGCUCAGCCUUAGCAAAUAGAGUAACCGAUCAAGAAUUUCUUUGGCACAGAGAAGUAAAAACAAAUUGUCCAGAAGUUGACGAACAUUUCCAACUUGAUUUGGAUAUUUUAAAUGUUAAAACAGCUAUAGAACAAUUGGAGUUUUUGCAACUUAAAGACCUUUAUCCUUCUUCUCAAAAUUUCCAAAAAUUUAAUUUUCUCUCUCUUUUCUCAGCCCCUUUACCCCCACAAUUUCUUGCUGAAGAAUGUUCUGCCGAAAAUAAUUCUGUCACCCUAAGUUGGGUUUGUCAGCUAAAUGGGGCUUCUAUUGAAGGUUUUGUUCUUGAAUUAGACUCUGGUGAUGAUAAUUUUGAAGAAGUUUAUUGUGGGCAAGAAUAUGCUUGUUCUGUUGAUGGAUUACAUUUCAAUACUUUUUACAAUGCGAGAUUAAAAGCUUUUAAUGCUGCAGGGGAAAGUGCUUAUAGUGAACAAAUUUGUUUGCAGACUGCUCCAGUUGCCUGGUUUCAACUUAGCGAAGAUAAUUCAACUGAAAAUUCUAAUGAACAACAACAAGCUAUGAGAGAGAUUCGCUCACAAAGUGUUGGGGGAAUAGUUAAUUCUGAAUUGUUGUUAUCUAAUAAUUGCUGUACAGUUACUGGAACGAGUAUGGAAUAUCGAACAAUUUUGGGUACAGUAACAUUCUCAAAAGGAGUUCAUUAUUGGGAGGUUAGUGUGGACAGAUAUGAUGGAAAUGCUGAUAUUGUUAUUGGAGUAGCCCAACCAUCGGUGAAUAGACAUGCAAUGCUUGGUAAAGAUUUAAAUGGUUGGAGUAUGUAUGUAGAUGGAGAGCGGUCUUGGUUUUUCCAUAACGAUACACACCACGGAAGAAUGAGUGGAGGUGUUAAUGUUUGUGACUCCUUAAUUGGAGUGUUAAUGGAUUGUGAUAGGGGAACCCUUAGUUUUGCAAUAAAUGAAAGGCCUAUUUGUAUAGAUGCUUUUAAGUAG